Messenger RNA from Pimephales promelas (fathead minnow), 1431 nucleotides. The record is from RefSeq and is a predicted model, not a curated record. NCBI's taxonomy places the organism in Eukaryota, Metazoa, Chordata, Actinopteri, Cypriniformes, Leuciscidae.
GCCUCCUGGCGAACCAACUCUCAAGGCACUGACUGGCAACAUGCAGAGACAAAAGUGAACGAGAUAUUGUCAGAUAGAUAAUUGAGUGAGUUGUUUGGUAAACGGCUUGGGAAUGUUUAACGCUUUUGUUUUGUUCUGUUUGCCCUUGUGUCGUCUGGUUGAUGUGACCGAUGCAGUGAAGUCAGUGUCAGUGAAUGAGGGAGAUUCUGUCACUCUAAACACUGAUGUCACUGAAACACAGCAAUAUUUGAUGAUACAGUGGACGUUCGGCAGCACAAGAAUCGCUGAAUUUAACAGGCUCACACAAACUAGCUCUAAGUAUGAUGAGAGAUUCAGAGACAGACUGACUCUGGAUCAAACCGGAUCUCUGACCAUCACAAACAUCACAACCUCAGACUCUGGAUUUUAUCAACUAACACUUGUCAGUGGAGAGACCAAAUACAAGGGUUUCAAUGUUACUGUCAAUGAAAGACCAUCAAGCUCCAAUUGUGUGACGUCCAGCUUUAUGGUGAACGAUUCAAACGUCAACCAGACUGAGGAUGACAACAACACUGAACUCUAUCAGCCAAAUUCAGCCCACAUCAACUGUUGUAGUUUCACUGAAGCUGUGAUCCGAUUGGCUCUCUCGGCUCUGGUGGGUGUGGCUGCUGUUGCUGCUCUGGUUUAUGACAUCAGAUCUACAAGAAGAGAGCUAAUCAGAGAAAAAGAGACCAGACAUCACUGUCAGACUCCUGGAGUCAUAUUAGACCAACAGUGUGAAGUGAGCAGAAGCUUUAGUUCCAGAUAUGUAUAAAGCAGAUAUAAAGUAUACUUACAUUGAUUCUCGUUCAAACAGUUGUGUGUGGACAUGCGAUGCACAUGAUACACUAUGAUGUGUAUGUGAGCUUGUGAGUCGAAGUGAAACUGUUUGUAAAAGAGUCCAGCUUGUAGAGGAAUUAAGGUCAAUGGGGGCAAAGAAACCUCAUAAUUCAAAUUGUACAUGUCCAAACCGAUACUCCACUUUUUUUUGGAAAUAGGCUAAUUUUACAAUUCCCCCAGAGCUAAACAGUUGGGUUUUACCGUUUUCCAAUCCAUUCAGCCUAUUUUCGGAUAUCUAAUAUCGGUAACCAGAUUGGUCUGGUUUCUGGUCUCAUUGACUUUCAUAGUAUAUUUUUUUCCUACUAUGGAUUCAAAAACGUAAAACCCAACUGUUUAACUCUGGGGUAGUUGUAAAAUGAGCCUAUUUCCAAAAAAAGUGGAGUAUCCCUUUAAACAACUCCAUCCACACAGAAGAUUCUACUUUGGCUCCCCCUUAUGUCUAAAUACGCAAACACACUCUGAUUUACGGGCCUAUGCAUGUUGUAGUUCAAUGAGAGUAUAUAGGCGCUUUUCCACUGCAUAGUACGGUACGGUUCGGUACGGCUCACUUGUGGUGCUUUUCCACUGCAUGGU